Molecule: messenger RNA, 928 nt
Organism: Rhagoletis pomonella (apple maggot)
Lineage: Eukaryota; Metazoa; Arthropoda; Insecta; Diptera; Tephritidae
Product: N-alpha-acetyltransferase 20-like
Exons: 6
Coding region: 94-621 (175 amino acids)
Biological process (GO): N-terminal peptidyl-methionine acetylation
Cellular component (GO): NatB complex
Molecular function (GO): protein-N-terminal amino-acid acetyltransferase activity
Source: RefSeq, a predicted model, not a curated record
UUCGACGUCUGUACUCGGUUCUCGUAUCGUUCUAUCACAAAUUGUGAUUAUAAUAUUAAAAAAUUUAAAAUAUUAAAAAAUUUACAUUAAAAAAUGACUACGCUGCGUCCAUUCACUUGCGAUGAUCUCUUCAAAUUCAAUAAUGUCAACUUCGAUCCAUUGACUGAAACUUAUGGGCUUUCUUUUUACACACAAUAUUUGGCUAGAUGGCCUGAAUACUUCCAAGUGGCCGAAUCGCCAAGUGGUCAAAUAAUGGGUUAUAUUAUGGGAAAGGUAGAAGGACACAUGGAAAAUUGGCAUGGCCAUGUAACUGCAUUGACGGUUUCACCUGAUUAUAGGCGUCUAGGUCUGGCUGCAUUGCUGAUGAAUUUCUUAGAGGAUAUCUCUGAAAAAAAACGUGCCUACUUCGUUGAUCUAUUCGUGCGCAAGAGCAAUCAGGUGGCAAUAAAUAUGUACCAAAAUCUGGGCUAUAUAAUUUACCGCACCAUACUCGAUUACUAUGCAGGCGAACAUGACGAAGACGCUUAUGACAUGAGGAAGGCCUUAUCUAGGGACGUGGAAAAGAAAUCUAUUAUACCAUAUACACAUCCGGUACGGCUGGAAGAUUUAGAUACCAAUUAAGAUUAAAAAGCGCAUUUAUUUGCUGCUUGCGAACAUUACAACAACAUAAGCAUGCCUUAACAUUAAUAAUUCAUAAAUAAACAUUACCACAAAGUCAAGCAAAUUAUUUGCAUACAUACAUACAAUAAAUAUUAUAAAUAUAUACCUUCUGACAUGUGGCUAAUUGGAUCGUGUUAACCGCUUUUGCAAUUAUUUGAAGCUGCUAAUACAUAUGUUUGUAUGUCGUUUCCAAAGUGAAUUUUUGUAGAAUGUAACUAAUUCUUAAAAAAAAAACUAUACACCUGUAUUGUUUGUACACCGUUGAAAA